Messenger RNA from Cataglyphis hispanica, 1070 nucleotides. RefSeq names its product transmembrane protein 231-like. Lineage: Eukaryota; Metazoa; Arthropoda; Insecta; Hymenoptera; Formicidae. Gene Ontology annotation, biological process: cilium assembly; regulation of protein localization. The coding region runs from base 123 to 1037 and encodes 304 amino acids. The record is from RefSeq and is a predicted model, not a curated record. The transcript has 5 exons. Gene Ontology annotation, cellular component: ciliary transition zone; ciliary membrane.
CUUCAGAAGGGAAAAUGCAUCGGUGAGAAUAUAUCACCGCAUGUACCGUCAGCUGUCGUUCACCUGCGUCUAUAUGUUCUCGCACCUGUGGACGUUGCCGCGGCGACGAGCGUGGCAUCAUAAUGGCAGCGAUUGAAAUAUUUUCGAGCUCCGUCAUUUACAAAUAUAAGAGCAAGAUAUAUUCCUGCGCCUCGAUCGUCGUCUUCGUGUUCAUUGUGCUAUCUUUGCUUACGCCGCUUUUUAUAAUCUAUAAUGCUGGAGGCAUUUGGAUAAGAAAUCGGAUGCAUGCGGAAACGCCGGACGUACAUUUCGAGUACAAGUAUCUACUGCUCGCGGAGGUGGAUCCUUACGAAGAACCUAUCGUAUGUUCCACGUUUACGACUUACAAAGAGAACGAGAUCAAAGAUCAUUGUAUACUAAUCAAGGUACGAGAGAACGAUCUAAACGGCGACGGACAGAAGGAUUCGUUGAAGUUUGAAGCUUAUUUUUAUACAGACAAACCAGUAAAAUCUCUGAGACUCUUGUUGUUCUUUAAUUUUCAGUUAAAGCAUCUCAUUCAAGCGGCAAUAGAAUCUAUCGGUGUGUUCGAUCAGGUGUUAAGCCAUGAAGUUCAAGAGAUACGGUUCUUUGGUGAUUUGGAGUUACGGCAGAAGGGACUCUUGCGCAGCGAAGGUCUCUACGAGACAUACAACCACAGCGUAGAUCUAUCCGAUUAUUCUCUACCUGAACUGCUGUUACACAAUUUUAACCGAAAAUUUUCAGCCAGAAUCACGAACGAGCGAGUAACGUGGCGAACCGGCUUCUCUGGCGAAGAAGCGGUGGCCGUCAUCGGCGAAUUAUUUUACGUGGAAAACUUUAUUUACUAUCAACCAAGUGUGUGGGAGGAAUUGAAAUGGGCAUGGAUCCAAUAUCUGUCAUGUCUGCUUGUUUUCGCAUAUUUGGCCAAGCACAUUUUAGUGUUUCUAUUUACCAACAGAUACCUAAACACGUAUAUCGUAAAACCGUGGGCGGAUAUAUAUAUAUAUAUAUAUAAAUAAGUGAUAAAUAAACGAAGUAAAUAUCUAGGUAAA